CAUAAAGUAGGAAGACUGAUUAAGAUCAGUUGCUGAUUGAGUCUAGAGCGGUUAUCGACAAGUCGACUGAUACUCCCCAUUCAAAAUGAAAUAUAGUAGACUCUUAUCGGUCAAGCCAAUUGCUAGUAAGUGCCGAGUUCUAUCUCCCAGUUGACCCUAGAGAGGCGAUAUGAUAGGCUUUGGAUUCACAACAAUAUUGUGGUGUGAUCUGGUCAUCUUCAGUCUUUGGGUUUGCAGUCUCAGAGUAAGAUGUCACUUCUAGUAGCAAUUUGCCUGAUCUUAGCUGCUGCCGCUUGCUCCAUUGUGCAGGCGAAUGUGUUAUUUCACUUUUCAUUGGAUUUUCAUGUGAAGCAGCCUCAGAAUGGGAAACUCAUCAACAAGACCAUCAUAGUGGAGGACAAUCGAAUGUCCCUGGCGAACGACAAUGAGGAGGAAUCAACGAGUGCCCCACAAUGGACAGCAGAGGAAAACGAAUACAAUGUGGUGGCAGUGGCGAUGUUGGAAAAAACGCGAUCAUCUAUUCAACUGUUGAAUUCAGAGCUUGCUCCCCUUGUGGGCAGGAGCAACGAUUUGGCUGUCCGACUUAAGCAGAGCAUGCGCUAUGUCAACGAGGUGGACGGAUCUCUAGAGAACCGCGAGCGCAAUUUAGCCCAGCAUGUCGAGAUGCUUCGAAAGUACGUCCAAUUGGUCAAUAGUCUCAGAGAACCUUCUCCAUUGGGCGGCGUGCGGAGCCUGGAAUAUGUCCUAAUUAAAUUGGCGGUGGAAAAGUACGAUCUGUUGGCCAGGCAGCAGGAGGUCAACGAGUACUUGCAACGAUUGGAAACCGUGUGGAAUGAGUACAAAAAUACGCAGGUGGUUCUGUUAGAGAACUAAACCUGAGCGAGGAUUUCGCUUUAGAUUUACUGUUCUAUAUAUCCACUACACACAUAAGUAAGAAAACAAAAGAAACAAUUAAAAUACAAACAAAAAAAAACAUAAA
Molecule: messenger RNA, 979 nt
Organism: Drosophila willistoni
Lineage: Eukaryota; Metazoa; Arthropoda; Insecta; Diptera; Drosophilidae
Exons: 2
Coding region: 250-873 (207 amino acids)
Source: RefSeq, a predicted model, not a curated record